Molecule: messenger RNA, 598 nt
Organism: Salvia splendens (bonfire salvia)
Lineage: Eukaryota; Viridiplantae; Streptophyta; Magnoliopsida; Lamiales; Lamiaceae
Product: probable calcium-binding protein CML44
Exons: 1
Coding region: 42-530 (162 amino acids)
Molecular function (GO): calcium ion binding
Source: RefSeq, a predicted model, not a curated record
UGUUCCCCUUAAUUUCUACCUAAACAUUUCAUUAUAACAAUAUGUAUCCUCUCACCACAUACCACUUGCACCAAAUCUUCAACGAGCUAGACCGGAACAAGGACGGCCUAGUGAGCAUCGACGAGCUCAUGUCGCUCCUCACCAGGCUCGGCAUGCAUGCUAAACAGGCCGAGCUUGAGCUUCUAGUGGGCGAUGACAAAGCCCUCGACUUUUUCAACUUCCUCUUCUUCUACCAAUCCUUGAACAAAAUCAUUGUUCAAGAAAAUCGUGACCAAAUCAAGGAGGAUGACCUUGAAUUCCCUGACGACGAUCUUAGGAAGGCGUUCUGGGUUUUUGAUCUAAACAACGACGGGUUCAUCUCCGGGGAGGAGCUGCGGAUUGCAUUAGGUAGGUUAGGAUUAUGGGAUGAGAAGAGUUGUGGCCAUGAUUGUAUGCAAAUGAUUGGCGUCUACGACACGAAUUCCGAUGGAUUGCUAGAUUUCGAGGAGUUUAAGGAAAUGAUGUCAAUUGAUUCCUUGGAAUCUUGUUAGAACUUUGCUAGUUUGACCCUAAUAUUUUAGUUUAGAAAUAAUAAAAAAUAAUACUAUGUCGGUUAAAA